AUGGCAUCUUUCCGACUCCAGGGAUUUCAAUCCGUAGUCCGAGGCCAGACGCGCCUGCUGCGGAACCAGCAGCGUCGUUGGGCGCAGGUUCACGACGUGCGCUUCCUUGCCUCGCAUCACGAUCCCAAGUAUGUCUUGGACAAAUAUCGGUCGAAGCUUGACGAGAAGGCCAAGCAAGAGGGUCAUGAAUCUGUCGAAUCCUUGAAGGAAGCCUAUACCGAAAAGAUCAAAGACCUUCGCUACAAAGCAUCCACCGUCGUAACACCAGAGACCGUGACUCCUUCAUCCAAAGUCACUGGAACACCCCCUCCAUUCCAAGCUUCUCCGACCCCGGAUGCGGACCCCACCGUCAAGGCCGCACGCAAGGCCUCCAGCAGCGAAACCCCUAUCAAACCGCUCAGCACAUACCUAGAUGUCGAGAAGAUUCGCGAGCUUCCAGCCAAAGAAAUCGAAGCCCUGUGGCGCCUCCGCUUCGCAAAUGAUGGCACCUCUAUCACCGCCGCCAUUCCUCUAGACAUAUAUAAGCGUAUCGCCCACGCCGCACGUCACAACCCGCAAUUCGUCCUCCCCCUCCCGCGCCAGCAGACCGACGACAUCGGUCCCGAAGAGGUCGACGCCGACGGCAACCCGCUUGGCUCUGGCGCGGAUAUCCACUUCCUGCAGUGGGCUUUCCACCCGCCGGCGGAGGAGUCUGCUAAGCCUAAGGGCGAGACUGUCAACACCCACACUUCGACUGUGAUCUUCACGCACCUCGGUGCGUAUAAGAUGCAUGGUUCGUAUGCUCAGCCUCAUACUACUGUUACCCACCAUCUCGAUCUGGCGGAUGAUAAGGGACUGGUCCUUAUGCAUGGACAGAUUGUUCCGGAUCGCGGUGUCUCGACUACUGAGGCUACGUGGUUGGUUAGCUGUGUGCAGCGAUUCUAUGACUUCGAGGGCCAGGCUAGUGGCCGGAAGAGUGAGCUGGUGAAGAUGUUCACUCGCGGCGAUGCGGAGAACUUCAAGGUUGAUGAACUCCUCGAGGAGGCUGAGCGCAUCAACUAG
Molecule: messenger RNA, 1041 nt
Organism: Penicillium atrosanguineum
Lineage: Eukaryota; Fungi; Ascomycota; Eurotiomycetes; Eurotiales; Aspergillaceae
Product: ATP11 family protein
Exons: 2
Coding region: 1-1041 (346 amino acids)
Biological process (GO): mitochondrial proton-transporting ATP synthase complex assembly
Cellular component (GO): mitochondrion
Source: RefSeq, a predicted model, not a curated record